GGAGGAGGAGGAGGAACGACUGUGUGGUACAUUGUGAGUACGAGAGAACAGAUAGUCGAGUGUAUUCUAGACUAAAGCAAGGAGAGUAACCCAUCUGAAAGAGCUUCCAUUAUUUUUCUUUGGGUUUUUUUUCUGGACUGUGCAGCCUGAGAGGAACACCCAGCUAUUGUAUGAGAACUUUAGUAAAGUAUUGUUCAGUUUUGCACAGUUCUAUCCUGACAGAAAACAAUGACACUCCUCCAUGUUGGAUAUGCUGCAACCCUGUGAAUCGAACUGAAGGGACUACAACUCGGUGCAUGGCUGUUUUCACCCCAAAGAUGAAGGGUUAGCGGCGGACUAUCGAAUCAUGGAUUGGGCUUUUGAUCAAAUACCCUUUCAGAGCCUAUAAAGAGGUUCAGGAGCAACGGUAAACUUAUAAAGACACUGAAAAUCUCAAGGACGCUUAUUAUGGCCUGCUGACAUAGGUGACGCCAUUGAUCCUAUUGACGCUAAGAUGAGUGUUUCCAAGCCAGGUGAGAGAGUCACCGAUGUGAAGAAGAGAAAGACGAGUAUGAGACUCCCUCUUCAAAGCACAGGAGACUACAAUGGAAAUGCUUUUCCGGUUUUUUCCUCUUCUUCGUCGUCUUCCUCCUGUCUGGGAGAGUCUCCCGAGUCGGUGCACAGUCGCAGCAGCAUCAACAGUGGCUGUGCUGUCAGCCCACACAACAACGACUCGCUCCAAGUCACCCUGGCAACGACUCUAAUGAGCAAAACGGAAGGAAUUGUCGAGAGUGUAAUCCAACAUUCUUUGAACAGAAGCCAAUUUGCCGAAAACGAUAGUUCAUUUGAAAAGAUGCAAACGGCAACUGAUCUGUCAGACUCUAACGACAACUCUAUAUCUGUUUACCUUGAUGCCAGCGCUCAUGAACACCAAGAAACCUGGAAGGACUACGGCAGCUUUGCACUGUCCCUGGCUUUGACAUCCAGUAUAGUCGGUUGUAAUCAUAACGACAGACUUGGCUCAUCGACUCCAGACUCGGAGGCAACAGAAAUUCUUGCAGAUUAUGACGACGACGACGGUGAAGACGAAGCCUUGUUUUUGUCAUUGAACUCUGAAACUGGUGUAGAGAGAACCAUACCAACUCUCACAAACACGUCCAAUCCAAGCCUCUUUAGCAGAGGGAACUUGGCACAGACGCCAUCCACUGAAGCUAUGAGCGUAGAUCAUACCCCGGUAUCUGGGAUGUUGUUACCAGACAAACAGGAUACACUUCACAUACAAUCUGAGGACAGUGGCACCAACUGCAAAUCAUGUCUUAUUCCCUCUGCAAUGAGUCCUGUCCAAGACGCCAAGGACUUUGCCCCGUUAGCUGAAAGUCUUGUGAUGGCCCCAAAACUCUGUUGCCACCAAAGCAGUCCAAACCUCAAGACUUUGGGAAUUUCAACUCCUGAGGAAAAGAGGCUUCCUAAACUGGACUUUAAAAACAUCAAGGCUAAAAUUGGCUCACAGCCCACCCAUUCCCCAUCGAAAAUAAUUGGACAGAGUAAAUCUGUUUCAACAUUCGGAAGAAAAACGGUUUCCAGGAAGGAUGAAGGGGAGGUUUGUAAUGGAGAUCAAAGAUCCGCUGGUACUGUCAGAGUGGCUGCAGGGUUGAAACCCGUCCAAGGGCCGCGCACUAACGUCAAAAGCAGCCACAAGACAGCGCCCAGGGAUUCCACCAAGUCAAAAAGGCAGAGUGGGACCAUCCGUAGAAUUCCUUCAGACUGCCCCAGUGUUUUGGACUCAGAGGUCACUGAGAAAAAACACCGUGCCAGACAGGAGGUGUCUGAUGAACAUGAAGUAAAUGUAGAGUCGACACAUCCAAAGGAGUUACCUGGUGAAAAAUGUGUGGUUCAAACUCCACCGGCUGCAAGCAACGUGGAUAAACCAAGGAACCAUACUUUGAAUGUCUCCAAGCUGGGGCCCGUCGCAAGGCAGCAGGGGCAAAGCACGCGAGCGGUUAAGGCACCGCCUCCGGCCACCCGACCUCCAGGUCCAGAGGGCCCCAGGUCCCGGCAAACUCACACAGAUGGACCCGUGGCGAGAGAAGUCGGACAGAGUGCUGGAGAUGGAUCUCCGAUGCGAGCGAAACACUUUCAAAGCCUGGCUCUUUCAAAAUCCCGUAAUACCACACCAAGCCCUUCGAAUCUCAACUCGAAAUCAAGAGUCAGUCCGCAGCCAGCAGGUGGACGACCGGCAUCAAAACUUCCUGUAAAAGGAGUACUCCCAAGCCUGAGUUCCUCAUUGGUGGGAUGCAAAGAGAACAACAAGUCCACGUGCAAAGCUUCUCCAACAUCCACGUGUAGCCCGGUUUCAUCAGAGACCAGGUCAGAGGAGAGGCCCGGCAGAUGCAAUGCUCCUGCGACCAGCAGCCUGUCUGGGACCACUCCCAGUAACACCGGCAUCAACUUGAACAGCAUUUGUGUCACUGCUGUCUCAAAGGCUCCUGCAUUGAGAAACCGGGCACUGUCAACGCAAUCGAAAACAACAUCUUCAGGUGUGAAGAUCCCCUCAGUCAACAAUUACAACGGGAAUAAGACAGUAACAUCUAAUCAAACCACGGAAAAGAUUCCUUCACCUGUCCGCCCGGAGCUGACGAAGCAGACAUCCAGUCCUCUGCAAAGAAGCGGCUCUGCAAGACUCGGCCGACUUCACGGGACAGUUGACAAAAAGCCCCGGGAUGUACCAGCAAGAUCCACAGCGGCUCCACCUGCAGCAGGAAACAACAACCAGAGCAAACAGACUCCACCGCCAGAUCUGGUACCGGUUACGCCAGUGGCUGUCUCAGAUUCCACCAACACUGAGUUAGGUACCGCAGCACCCACUGUCCUUGGGUGUAAAGCAAGAACCGGGUCCAGGGGGAGCCCCAAACAUGGAGCCCGUUCACAAAGUGCACCCAAGCCUAGUGUGGCCGGAGCCAUGGUGGCUAAACAGGAUCCUAACAAGGAAGAUGUGGAGAAGAAGCAGUCCAUAAGUCUUCGGAAAGUACUCCUCCAAGCUAAUAAGAGAGUAGAGGCUUUCGCUACGGUCAUUCAACACCUUUUCCUUGAGCGUGAGGAGACUUUAAAGGAGAAGAAGGAUUUAUCGAAAGCACUGGAAAGCCUCAGAAGCGAGCUGGUGGCGUCGUCUCAGUGCUGUGAGCGUUUGCACAAGGAGAAAGAAGAGGUGCGCGUCAAUUUGGAGGAGGCCUUGAAGGAGCUGGACGAGCGCCACAAGGAAGAACUGGUGCAACUGGAGGACAGAUUGAGGAGUUUUUACCAAACGGAGUGGGACAAGGUCCAUAAAACGUACCAGGAGGAGGCUGACAAAUAUCGCAUGUUGAUGGAGCAACAGGUGGAGGGGCUGAGGACCAGACAUGAAGCUGAGAGGAAGACCCAGGAAAGAAGUCAUAGUCAAACAAUAGAGUCCCUCAAACAACAGCAUGAGACCUCUGUGCAAGACUUCAAAGACAUUGAGAAAACCAACCUGGAGAACCUCGAGAAAACACUAAAGGAAACAGAAACUACUCUUUCUGACAAAAUAUAUGUGCUGUCAGCAGAGAAGGAGGCCCUGAAUGAGAAGCUGAAAACCGAGGAGGACAGGAGGCGGCGGAUACUCACCGACAAGAAUCUGAGGGACUCCCACACCGUUUACCUGGAGCAAGAGCUGGAAAGUCUGAAGGUGGUGCUGGAGCUGAAGAACAGUCAGCUGCAUCAGAAGGAAAAGAAGCUGAUGGAGAUGCACAAACUGGUGGAGACAAAUGUGAAAAUGGAGGAGUGUUUGAGAAAGGUUCAACAGGAGAACGAGGACUAUAAAGCCAGGAUGGACAAACAUGCUGCUCUCUCAAAGCAGCUGUCCAGCGAGCAGGCCAAACUCCAGCAGACGCUGCAGAAAGAGUCCAAGGUCAACAAGCGUCUGUCCAUGGAGAACGAGGAGCUGCUGUGGAAGCUGCACAACGGCGACCUGCUGGCGAGUCCGCGCCGACUCUCCCCCACGUCUCCCUUCGGCUCGCCGCAGAACUCCGCCUCCUUCGCCGCAGCUGCGCCCUUAUCUCCCAGAUAAUGGCCUCGAUAUGCCUUCUUUUAAAGGGAAAGUUGUUUUGAAAGCGGAGACGUGGUGGACGCGAGUCCAUGUGAGCGUCCGACUAUCAACACGACAGACUUUUAUUUUUCCUGGAGAAAACAGGCACACCUCAGGGUCUGUAUAUAAAACAUCCCUCUUGUUAUGUCCAUCCUUACCUUUUUGUCUUCUUGUUAUGUACACACGUUGAGGUCUCCGGUUAUUUCUUGUGUUACCAUUCAUUCCAAAGACACACGGACUUUGUGGUAUCUGUUCUUGGUUUGUGGUCUGCUUGAGUUUGUAAACCGCAAAAUGUCGGUGGAUUUACGUGGAACCUUUUUUUUGCCUGUCGGCUUCUUGCUUGAGAUACACUAUAUUACCAAAAGUAUUUGGCCACCUGCCUUGACUCACAUAUGACCUUGGAAGUGCCAUCCCAUUCCUAACCCACAGGCUUCAAUAUGAUGUCGGUCCACCUUUUUGCGGCUAUUACGGCUUUAACUCUUCUGGGAAGGCUGUCCACAAGGUUGCGGAGUGUUGUUUAUAGGAAUUUUCCACCGUUCUUCCAAAAGCGCAUUGGUGAGGUUGUUCGAGAAGGCCUGGCUCUCAGUCUCCGUUCUAAUUCAUCCCAAAAGGUGUUCUAUCGGGUUCAGGUCAGGACUCUGUGCAGGCCAGUCAAGUUCAUCCACACCAGACUCUUGUCAGCCAUGUCUUUAUGGACCUUGCUUUGUGCACUGGUGCACAGUCAUGUUGGAAGAGGAAGGGGCCCGCUCCGAACUGUUCCCACAAGGUUGGAAGCAUGGAAUUGUCCAAAAUGUUUUGGUAUCCUGGAGCAUUCAAAGUUCCUUUCACUGGAGCCAACUCCUGACAAAACAACCCCACACCAUAAUUCCUCCUCCGCCAAAUUUCACGCUCGGCACAAUGCAGUCCGAAAUGUGUCGUUCUCCUGGCAACCUCCAAACCCCAGACUCGUCCAUCAGAUUCAUUAGUCCAGAGAAUGCUCUAGAGUCCAGUGGCGUCGUGGUUACAACCACUGCAUCCGACGCUUCGGUGAUGUAUGGCUUAGAUGCAGCCGCUCGGCCAUGGAAACCCAUUCCAUGAAGCUCUCCGCGUACUGUACGUGGGCUAAUCGGAAGGUCACAUGAAGUUUGGAGCUCUGUAGCAACUGACUGUGCAGAAAGUCUUUGCACUAUGCGCUUACGUGCAGUUUACGUGGCCUACCACUUGGUGGCUGAGUUGCUGUUGUUCCCCAAAUCUUCCAUUUCCUUGUAAUAAAGCCGACAGUUGACUUAGGAGCGAGGACAUUUCACGACUGGAUUUGUUGCACAGGUGGCAUCCUAUGACAGUUCCACGCUGGAAAUCACCGAGUGAUUAGGACACCAGAUUCUGAUCAUUUGGAAUGGUGGCCGAAUACUUUUGGCAAUAUAGUGUAUGUUCCUUUCUUCCCAAAGAGCGAAGCUCAAUCAAUCACUCCGCCUAAAGAAGUGAACUAACAGUUUAUUGCAUACACCUGAACUAUGGACUUGGACCUGAUCCUACGGACGUUCUGGGUUUUGCUCCUUCCAUCCUUACUCUACUCUGUGGAAUGUAAUCCUAUACAGGCCGGAGCCGUACAAAUGGCAAUAAUUAAUACCCUGUAAAGUCGCCUGGAGCCCGCAAAACUUCAUUGAGAGACAAUGGCCCCAUGCCUAGUUUUGUUGCUCCAAAAAACCCUCAAAUGUAUCCAGAAUGCCUCAGCAAGUUCCUUUUAUUUUUACAAAAUAGGAUAAAAUAUAGUAUGAGAUCACGUCAUUCUCGUCAUGUUUUUAUUGUCGGCACUCCGUUACAAAGAUGGCAUAAAUGCCAAAGCAACGACAGAAGCGCUAUAUAGCACAGGGGUGUCAAACUCAUUCUAGAUUGGGGGCCACAUGGAGAAAAAUCUACUCCCAAGUUUUUGAUUGAUUUAAUUUGAUUGAUUGAUUGAAAGUUGUUAUUAGUAGAUUGCACAGUACAGUACAUAUUCCGUACAAUUGACCACUGAAUGGUAACACCCCAAUAAGUUUUUCAAUUUGUUUAAAGUCGGGGUCCACGUUGAUUAAUUCAUGGUAAAAGUGGGCCGGGACUGGUAAAAUCUUGGCACGAUAACUUAAAAAUAAAGACAACUUCAGAUUGUUUUUAUUUGUUUAAAAAUACACUGCAAAAAGUCAGUGUUCAAAAACAAGAAAAAAUUAAAGCUGCAAGCAGCGUUGGUCGGGUCCGCAUUUUGGCAGGUGCUAGUCCUAGGUGUCCCAAUACUUUUGUCCAGUGGUAGUCCUGAGUGAGACCUACAUAGAGGUUUUUGUUGCAAGUCUCUACGAUAUUCGUACUAGGAGUUAGAGGAAGUUGUGUCUGUGUUUUUUUCCUAGGUGCUGCGGCACAGUGGUUCUUUUCUUUGAAGGCUCGUAAAAUCAAAACCGUAGCACUUAUUAAAACGCUUUCGCCAACUUUUAAUCAGAAGGGUUCAAUCUCUCUCCUGUAGUGGUUUGAAGCCAAAACGACAAACGCGCUCAGAGGAGAUAAUGUUUGAUGUUUGGUGACCGCUUUUUAAAAAAAAAUUGUUUUGAAGUGGGGAUAUCAAACUUCCUGUUGAUUUUUGCUGAAGGAUUUCAAUCUAUGAAAUGUAGGUCUAAGUGAGACCUACGUAGAGGUUUUUGUUUCAUGUCUCUAAAACGUUCCUACCGGAAGUUACAAGCAGUUUUGUCUGUGUUUUCCUCUGAGAAGCAGUUUUGUCUCUGUUUUAUUCAAAAAUUGCGCUAGAGCGCAAUUUUGAAUUUUGGGGUUCGGUUUUUAUUUUAGAUCGCAAUUUCCACCAGUCCCAAUGUGUGUAAAAAUUUUGAUGAGUUUUGAAGUAUUUUAAGGGGGUCAAAUUACAGCUCAAAAAGAGGCAAAAAUUAGUGUUUUUAGUAAUUUUUUGUGUUGAAGGGGAAAUUGCCAACUUCCUGUUGGUUUUUGCCCGAGGAUGUGAAAUUAUGAAUUGUAGGUCUAAGUGAGACCUACAUACAGGUUUUUGUUUCAUGUCUCUACGUCCUUCCUAGUGGGAGUUACAUGCAGUUUGUUUUUGUUUUUUUCCUAGGGGGCGCUAGAGCGCAAUUUUGAUUUUUGGGGUUUGGUUUUUUUACUAAAGUGUGCUGUCACAGUUUUUCUAUGUGUGUAUAAAAUUUGGUGAGUUUUGAAGCAUGUUAAGGGGGGCAAAGUAGUGCGCAAAGCUGCGGAAUAAUAAUCAACCUUACAAUUUUAAUAGGUUCCUUUGUACCUGUACAAAGGACUCCCUGUGGGAGUCCUUUAUACAGGGUACAUGCGAACCCUAAAAAUACAGAAAAUUAGGUGUAUUUUAUUUGAACUAAGCAAAAUUUUUCUGCCAAUAGAACAAGAAAAUUCGACUUGUCAAGAAUUUCCAAAACAAGUAAAAUUAGCUAACCUCAAUUAACCCAAAAACACCUUAAAAUAAGUAUAUUCUCACUAAUAACAAGUGCACUUUUCUUGGUAGAAAAAAAACCCAACCUUUUUGCUCAAUAUGUUGAAAAAUAUUCUUAAAUGAAGUAAAUGCCAGUGCCAUUAUCUUGACAUAAUGAUAUGCGCUCGGCAUCAUGAUUUUUUUUCAUGCUCGAAAUAAGAAAUUAUUACUUUAAAAAAGCAGUUUUCUACUUGUGAGUGUUGAUGACACAGCUUUGCAACAGUUGAUAUUCUAGUUUCAAGCAUGUUUUACUCAAUAUAGCUCAUCAAAUCUCAGCAACAAGCUGUAAUAUCUUACUGAGAUCAUUUAGGAGCAAAACACUUAAAACAAGUAAAACACUCUAACAUAAAACCUGCUUAGUGAGAAGAAUUAUCUUAUCAGACAGAAAAUAACUAAAUAUCGCCCUUAUUUGAGAUAUUAAAGCACAUUCUUAAAAUGUACAAAUCAUAAUGCGGUUGGGUUUUAUUUUUUUACACUUACCUGUUUGCGGUUAAUAGUAUAUAUACUUUAUUUGUCGUUAUUUAUAUUUUCUGAAUAAAUGAUGUGAUAAUGUCGAUGAGUCAACUCAUUGGUGUUGAUUUUCAAUCUAUCAAGAUAAAAAAAUGAUAUCAAAAUCAAAUUACAGAAUCUUAUUUAUGUAGUUUGAUCAUGUGGUUUAUUUUGUACAUAUGUAGCAUCAUCUACAAAGAUACAAAGAAUUGCUAUUGCGACAUCUAGGAGAUGAUCUAAUUUCAUCUAUUUGGGUUAAAAAUACUUUUUUGCAAACCAGUAAUUAUAGUCUGCAAAUGGUGUGUUGUUGUUGAGUGUCGGUGCUGUCUAGAGCUCGGCAGAGUAACCGUGUAAUACGCUUCCAUAUCAGUAGGUGGCAGCAGGUAGCUAUUUGCUUUGUAGAUGUCGGAAACAGCGGGAGACAGGGUGCAGGUAAAAAGGUGUCCAAUGCUUUAAAAAGUAACCAAAAAUAAACAAAAGGUGAGUGCCCCUAAGAAAAGGCAUUGAAGCUUAGGGAAGGCUACGCAGAACGAGACUAAAACUGAACUGGCUACAAAGUGAACAAAAACCGAAUGCUGGACGACAGCAAAGACUUACUGCGGAGCAAAGACGGCGUCCACGAUGUACAUCCGAACAUGACAUGUCAAUCAACAAUGUCCCCGCAAAGAAGGAUUAAAAACAACUGAAAUGUUCUUGAUUGCUAAAACAAAGCAGAUGCGGGAAAUAUCGCUCAACGGAAGACAUGAAAAUACCAAAAAAAAAGAGAAAAAGCCACCAAAAUAGGAGCGCAAGACAAGAACUAAAAGACUACACACAGAAAAACACAAACAACUCAAAAUAAGUCAGGGGGUGAUGUGACAGGUGGUGACAGUACACCUACUUUGAGACAAGAGCUAUAGUUGCAACAAUUGCGGGAAAGUCUUUUUAAUUGACAAUAUCUUAUUUUAAUUAUUUCUGCUGUGUGGAUUUUUUCAAUGAAAAAAAAUGUGCCUUGGCUCAGAAAAGGUUGAG
Messenger RNA from Entelurus aequoreus (snake pipefish), 9026 nucleotides. Its product is annotated as microtubule-associated tumor suppressor 1 homolog. The transcript is spliced from 18 exons. Gene Ontology annotation, molecular function: microtubule binding. The record is from RefSeq and is a predicted model, not a curated record. Gene Ontology annotation, cellular component: cytoplasm; nucleus. The coding region runs from base 494 to 4060 and encodes 1188 amino acids. Lineage: Eukaryota; Metazoa; Chordata; Actinopteri; Syngnathiformes; Syngnathidae.